AUGGGGGCACAGCUAUCCCUGUUGGUUCAGACGUCCCCUUCCAUUGCCAUUUUUUCAUACAUCGAUGUUUUAGAAGAAGUACACUAUGUUUCUCAGCUGAACUCAUCAAGAUUUUUAAAAACAUGCAAAGCACUAGACCCUAAUGGCGAAAUUGUUAUCAAAGUGUUCAUCAAGCCCACAGAUCAGUAUAGCUUACAGCCUUUUCUUCAACAGAUAAAGGCCCAAUCGUUUAAGCUGGGACAGCUACCACACGUUUUGAACUAUAGUAAAUUGAUCGAAACGAAUAGAGCCGGCUAUAUGAUACGGCAGCACCUGAAAAAUAAUUUAUACGAUAGGUUGAGUUUGAGGCCGUAUUUACAGGACAUUGAAUUGAAAUUCAUUGCUUUCCAACUGCUGAAUUCGUUAAGAGACAUUCAUAAUCUAAAUAUUGUUCAUGGUGAUAUAAAAACAGAAAACAUUUUAGUGACAAGUUGGAAUUGGUGCAUAUUGACAGAUUUUGCUGCAUUUAUCAAACCUGUAUAUCUGCCGGAGGAUAAUCCAGGUGAGUUUUUAUUCUAUUUUGAUACUUCAAAGAGAAGAACUUGUUAUUUAGCUCCAGAAAGAUUUAACUCCAAACUUUAUCAAGACGGCCAUUCCAAAAAUGAUACGUUAACCAAAGAAAUGGAUGUAUUUAGUCUUGGUUGUGUUAUCGCUGAAAUAUUUGCUGAAGGCAGACCCAUUUUCAACCUAUCACAACUAUUCAAAUACAAAAGUAACACAUAUGAUAUCAAUAAGGAAUUUCUUAUGGAGGAAAUGAAAUCUGUCGAUUUAAGAAACAUGAUUCUAGACAUGGUCCAAUUAGAUCCUGGAAAGAGGCUAUCGUGUGAUGAGUUAUUAAAUAGAUAUCGCGGAAAUUUCUUUCCUGAUUAUUUCUACACUUUCACUUACGAUUAUUUCAGAAAUUUAGUAACUAUGACAACAAGUACACCAAUCACAGAUAGUGCUUUUACUAAUAGUACAUUAGAGGAUAACCUGAAGCUUCUCGAUGAAACUACCGAAAAAAUUUAUAAGGAUUUCCCGCAAAUCUGUCAUUGUCUAGAUUUUCCUCUAACCAAAGGCAAGGACAAGAUAAAAGCAGAUUCAUUAACUUUCACAUCUGAUGUCAUAGAUAGAGAAGAUAGUCAGCUACUUAACGCCAACUUGUACUUCCCCGGAAACCAUCAUCUAGUUUUGCAGAAAUUCACCCAAGUAUCGGAAAAAGUAAAAUCGGUUAAAGAAGAAUGUGCUUUACUUUUCACCUCGUAUUUAUCUCAUAGUCUAAGAAAUAUUGUUUUAAGGACUACAAAAUUAAAAAAUUUAGAACUAUUAGCAGUAUUUGCGCAGUUUGUUUCAGAUGAAAAUAAAAUCGAUCGGGUUGUGCCUUAUCUCGUGUGCUGUUUUGAAGAUAGCGAUCAGGAUGUGCAAGCCCUAUCUUUGUUAACAUUUACCCAAGUACUAUCAUCUGUGCGAACACUGGACCAGUUGAACGAAAACGUAUUCGUAGACUACUUACUACCAAGACUGAAAAGAUUACUCAUUACCAAUAGACAAAAUAGUAAUUAUCUAAGAAUCGUAUUCGCUAAUUGUUUGAGCGACUUAGCUGUUAUCAUCAACAGAUUUCAAGAAAUUACUUUUGCCAAGCACUAUAAUAACAACUCAACAGAUAACAAUUUGGAAAUUAUGGAAAGCGCCACUAAAUAUUCAGCAAAACUGAUUCAAAGUGUCGAAGAUUUAACAGUACUUUUUCUAACGGAUAAUGAUACAAACGUAAAAAUGGCACUUUUGCAUAACAUCUUACCACUUUGUAAAUUUUUUGGCAGAGAGAGAACAAAUGAUAUCAUAUUAAGCCAUUUAAUAACCUACUUAAAUGACAAAGAUCCCGCGUUACGGGUUUCCUUGAUUCAAACGAUAUCAGGAAUUUCAGUUCUUUUAGGCACUGUUACAUUAGAGCAGUACAUUCUACCGUUAUUGAUUCAGACUAUCACAGAUUCAGAAGAGUUGGUAGUAAUAAGCGUCUUACAAAGUUUGAAGUCUCUAUUCAAGACGGGAUUAAUAAGAAAAAAAUUCUAUAUCGAUAUUUCGAAAACAAUCUCCCCCCUACUACUGCAUCCCAAUAAUUGGAUAAGACAUUUUACACUAAUGAUAAUCAUAGAAAUCAUUAAUAAAUUGUCAAAAGCGGAAGUCUACUGCAUUCUGUAUCCAAUAAUAAGGCCCUUUUUUGAGUUCGAUGUUGAGUUUAAUUUUGAAUCAAUGAUAACCUGUUGCAAGCAACCAGUGUCAAGAUCCGUUUACAAUUUACUGUGUAGCUGGGCUGUUAGAGCCUCAAAGUCCUUAUUUUGGAAAAAAGUCUCCACAAAUCAUGUAGAUUCCUUUGGAAACAAUAGAAUUCAAUUUAUAACAAAGGACUUCUCCAGCAAGAACUAUGGGUUUAGUAAAAAAGGCGUGAAAUUGGACUCUUCUAUAAAAGGCGUUAAGUCGCCAUCUACUGUUCAUUCCUAUGAUAAUAAGGAAAUCCCGUUAACAGCCGAAGAUAGAAAUUGGAUUGAUAAGUUUCGCGUCAUUGGGCUAACAGAGAAAGACAUCUGGAAAAUUAUAGCCCUAAGGGGUUAUGUAAUAAGGACUGCAAAGAUCAUAGCGACAAACCCAGAUUUUCUUUAUAGCAACAAGCGCCACCACUUGCUAAUACAAAAUUCGCCCCCAAAUCUAAACCUUACAAAUGUCAUGCCGAGGAAUAUAUUUUUUGAUGUAGAGUUUGCUGAACAAUCGACAAGAGAGUCCCAAGAUCCUAGUAUAGAAAACCAGCAAAUAUAUACAAACGAUGAAAGUGAGCAAACUAGCAAUAAGUUGAGCGUCAAUAGUGCUAAGCAGCUAUCCACGAUCAUGGACAUUAAUGGGUCGUUAAUGUUCAAGAAUAAAUCCAUUGCUACUACAACUUCAAAUUUAAGAAAUGUUUUUGUUCAGUUGGAACCAACAUCCUAUCACAAAUAUUCAACAAAUCACGGAAUGAAUGAUAAUGUUGACGUCAAACCAGAAAGGCAAGUAAUGGUUAGCAACAGUUAUGAUGGAGACGUUGAGACCAUACAAAAAUUUUUGUCAACCUUUAAGAUUCUACCACCUUUAAGAGACUAUAAAGAGUUUGGACCUAUUGUAGAAGUUUUGGAAAAUCCAGAUAUGAGUAAACUAACAGGUAAGCUAAUAGCUACACUAAUGGAAAACGAACCCAAUUCUAUCACGGCUGCUACUGUAUCCUGUGGAGAAGUACCGUAUUUAGUAACGGGUUCAGACCAGGGUGUGGUCAAAAUUUGGAACUUAAGAGAAAUUGCACUCGGUGAGGUUUACUCCUCUUCCUUAACUUAUGAUUGCUCCUCAAGCAUAACUCAGUUGACUAUAAUUCCGAAGUUUGAUGCUUUUGCAGUUUCCAGCAAAGACGGACAAAUCAUUAUAUUGAGGGUUAAUCAUUACAAACAAGAAAAUGAAACAAAAUUCUCAAACUGCGAAUGCAUUAGAAAACUCAGCUUAAAAAAUUUGGAUAAACACGAAUAUGGUACGAGAACGAGAGCGUUUGUAAACGAUGAGAAAUCUGUAUUAAUAGUUUUAACGAACUUAUCAAGGGUGAUGAUAUUUGACAUUAAAACCUUAGAAAGAAUACAAGUCAUUGAGAGUUCUCCAAGACAUGGUGCCAUUUCUAGCAUCUGUAUCGAUGAGGUUUGCUGUGCCUUGGUUUUGGGGACAACAAGAGGUAUUAUUGACAUAUGGGACAUCCGCUUCAAUGUCAUGAUAAAAAGUUGGUCAUUCGGGGAUCACACGCCCAUUACUCAUAUAGAGACAUGUGGGUUUUACGGGGAAAAUUCCAUAAUCGUCGUAGGCGGUAGUUCAAAAACAUACCUGACAAUUUGGAAUUUUGUUAAGGGACAUUGUCAAACCGCGUUCAUAAACUCUGAUGAGCAACCAUCCAUGGAACACUUCUUGCCGCUUGAAAAAGAUUUGGAAGAUUUAGGGUUUUGUGGAGUCAAGUCUUUACAUGCAUUGAGUACAAUUUCAGUAUCAAAUAAUAAAAUCUUUGUUACUGACGAAUCUACUAGAUCCAUUAUCAUGUUUGACCUGAAGGAAUUAUCGCUCUCUAAGGCAGUGGUCAGUCCAUCAAGAUUUGACGAUGUCUUUAUUCCAACACAAAUUACGGCCAAUCUUACUAUAUUAUUGAGGAAAAGGAAACCUUCCAGCACCCACCCAGGUGACGAUUCAUUAUACCAUCAUGAUAUCAUAAAUGCGUUGGCUACAAUUCAGGUCGAUCAAAUACCUCUACUGAUUGUUUGCGAUAAUUCUGGGCUUAUUGGAAUUUUCCAGUAA
Molecule: messenger RNA, 4365 nt
Organism: Saccharomyces eubayanus
Lineage: Eukaryota; Fungi; Ascomycota; Saccharomycetes; Saccharomycetales; Saccharomycetaceae
Gene: VPS15
Product: ubiquitin-binding serine/threonine protein kinase VPS15
Exons: 1
Coding region: 1-4365 (1454 amino acids)
Biological process (GO): autophagy of peroxisome; protein phosphorylation; macroautophagy
Cellular component (GO): phosphatidylinositol 3-kinase complex, class III, type II; phosphatidylinositol 3-kinase complex, class III, type I; late endosome
Molecular function (GO): ATP binding; protein serine/threonine kinase activity; protein binding
Source: RefSeq, a predicted model, not a curated record